CUUUAUUUAACUUAGGAUCCGAUGAGGUGAAAGCAUCCAAAUUUCAAGUGAAAAUAAUUCUAAAAAAAAAUUAAUAAUUAUAAGUUUAUUCCAAUCAAACUAAAUCAUGAAUCAACAGUCUAUAUUAAUUAACUCAGAACAAAAAUCGUACGAAAUGUUUGCCGAACCAGUGCACUUCCCACUCGUGAUUGGAAAUGAAACAUUCAUCAUCACUUGGCAAGAUCAGCGGAACAUAAUCGAUCGGCGGAACUGGUUUUUGUCGCGUCCUCCCAAUUCUACACCGACAGGUAUCGAAUGUCCAAUGGGAGGAGACCAGACUGCUAUGAUCAACUAUCAAUCUCUGUUAGCACAAAUAUUGCACGAGCUGCGCGGGAACGAUGCGGCUUUCGUAUCAAACCUGCCGCCUGGUCAAAAUAUGGAUGCUAGACAGUGCAAACCUUUUUGUUUCCACUACGAGAAGAAAACCGAUACAGAGGAUUUACCGUACUAUCAAAACCGAGAUCGUCUGCGAGCAUCGAACGGAGAAAGGGUGGUGAAACAUGUGAACUAUUAUGUCGAGUCUGCCGUUAAAAGCGUGGGCACAAAUACGUCCGCCACGGAUCAGCCAAUGGAAACAGAAGAAAUCACCGAUAUCGAAGAUUUAGAGCUGUAGUUUGCAAGAAUCAUUUUGAAAAUAAAAUCCCUUCGGUUCAAACUGAUUCUCAUAUCGGAACAAGCAA
This is a messenger RNA of Anopheles coluzzii, 719 nucleotides long. RefSeq lists its product as uncharacterized. NCBI's taxonomy places the organism in Eukaryota, Metazoa, Arthropoda, Insecta, Diptera, Culicidae. The transcript has 2 exons. The coding region runs from base 107 to 652 and encodes 181 amino acids. The record is from RefSeq and is a predicted model, not a curated record.